GAAAACAACAUUUUAUAAUCGCAAACUUCCUUUUUUUGCUCCCAAAGACAAAGCAAUAUUCGCAGAAUUGAAUCGCAAACGUGAUCUUCCUGCAGAGCCCGGAGGCUUUAGGAGUCUGCAAGGAAGUCAUCAUGUGAGAAAAAUUUAUUUGGUAAUCGGACAAAAGGGCUGGAUUACGAGAAGAAGAAAAAAAAACGAAAGUUUGAAGGGUGAGAGCGGUAUGUCCGUGGAUGAGCAGUCUGAAGCCCCCAUGUACGUGUAUGAGUCGAAGGUGCACUGCGCUAACAUCCUGCUAGGCCUGAACGAACAGCGGCAGCAGGGCCUGCUCUGUGAUGUCACCGUGCACGUGGAGGGCAAGGAGUUCCGUGCCCACCGCGCCGUGCUGGCCGCCUGCAGCGAGUAUUUCCUUCAGGGCCUGGUCACCCACGGCAACAAGGAGCUGGUCUUUACCAUGCCCGACGAGGUCACUGCCAGGGGCUUUGCUCCACUGUUGCAGUUUGCCUACACAGCCAAGCUUUUUCUCAGCCGUGACAACAUCCAGGAAGUGAUCCGCUGUGCCGACUUCCUGCGCAUGCACAACCUGGAGGACUCAUGCUUCCGCUUUCUGGAGGCACAGCUGCGCAGCGAGGAAGACGGUUCCCUGCUCUGCCACAAGGUGGUGCCGGAGAGCAACCACUCGGAGGACGAGAGCAUGCAUGCCGAGGUAACGGCUCCCACGAACGCCGCAAUGCCUGCCUGGGAUGGUUCCCCACGCUCCCAUCGCUGUGCGGAUGCCCUGAGGCAGGCGGAGCACGAGCGGCUGUCGGCAAGCGGUGGUUUUCCGGAUGGGCAGGCAGAAGCGGAGCAGCAGGGCGUGGCGGAGCUGCCGCGCUGCCCCAAGUAUAGGAAGUACCAGUGGGCCUGCAGCAAGCACAACAACGGAAGCCCCUCACACACCAGUAGUACCUCAGGGUUCCCCAGCACGUUGCUCAGUGGGCCGGUCAUGAAGCAGAUCAAGCAGGAGCCACCAGGCGAGGAUGAGCCCAUCCUGCUGGGCCUGUCGGGAGACGAGGGAGGGGACGGGGAUGGGGACGGGGACAGCAUAGCCGACAUGGAGCUGGAUGGCGGCAACAAGUCGCCCACGUGCCUGCGCGCCUUCAUCAAACAGGGCGUGACGGACCCGGGGACCGCCUCCCAGCUUUUUGUGGGCAGGCUGGCCAAGGCCAGCACUCAGGGAGAGCACAAAAAGGACUACCGGCAGGUGAGAGGGGGCGAGGCAGGAGACGGAGCUGAGACAUCCGCGCCUGUGGCCUUCCCCAAAGACGUCGACGGUUUCUCCACAGGGCUGUCACUGCGGUCGGCGUCAUGCGACGGCGUUUGCAAGCAGGAGACGGAGCUUGAUCGCCGUAGCGUUAUCUUCUCGCCUGGUGCGUGUGAGCGGCUGCCGGCGCCUGCCCACUCCUACCCAGGGGGCAACUCGCUGGACAAGGAGCUGCCCAAGGGAUUGUGGGUGGGCGGCGGCCAGUCGCUCCCUCUCUCGCAGGCAUUUGCACCCGGGACGACAGCAGCAGCUUCAGGUGAGGCUCCGGCUCUCCUGUGUCGCCCGCGUCCCAACACCAGCUGCCCCGUGCCCAUAAAGGUGUGCCCACGCUCACCGCCGUCGGAAGCACGCACACGCACCUCCAGCUCCUGCUCAUCCUACUCGUACGCUGAAGACGGCAGCGGCGGCUCACCCUGCAGUCUACCCCAGUUCGAGUUCUCCUCGUCGCCAUGCUCCACUGUCACCCGCUGCUUGCCUGCUGACCCACAGGAGUCUGGCACGGGCACAGACGCCAUCCUCGCAGCCGCCUGCCCCAAGAUCAAGUGUGAGCCGCCAUACGGUACCAACUCCAGCGACGAGUCCGGCUCCUUCUCUGAGGGCGACAGCGAAUCCUGCCACGUCCAGGAGCAAGGAACCGAAAUCAAGCUUCCUUUCCCCGUCGAUCAGAUCACGAAUCUUCCGCGGAACGACUUCCAGAUGAUGGUGAAGAUGCACAAGCUGAGCGCGGAGCAGCUUGAGUUCAUCCAUGAUGUGCGUCGGCGCAGUAAGAACCGCAUCGCCGCACAGCGCUGCCGAAAGAGGAAACUAGACUGCAUCCUCAAUUUGGAGUGUGAAAUACGCAAACUGGUGUGUGAGAAGGAGAAACUCCUAACCGAGCGAAACCAGCUGAAGGCGUGUAUGGGGGAACUGUGGGAGAACUUUUCCUGUUUGUCUCAAGAGGUGUGCAGGGAUGUGCAGCUGAGCCCCGAGCAGGUCCAGUCUCUACCCCACUACUGCCCUGUUCUCCGCCCUGCCCCCCCCUCCCCCAGUAACCGCGCCCCUUCUGUGGCCAGCAUCGACCUCACCACCCGCUCGGGAGCCACCACGCCCGACCCGGGCUUCCUCAAGUUGCCCACCUGCGAUGUCGAUGGGCAGCUGGCACCAGCAUCAACCCAGUGGGGCACCGGGAAUGGGGUGGAGCACGUGGACAACGGUGAAAGGGAAGAGACAAAAGCCAGCUCCGCCUACUCAGAGUCGGGCCUGUCCCUGGAACAGUCCAAUCAUACAGUGACAGUAGACUUCUGCCAGGAGAUGACAGAUAAAUGUACCACUGACGAACAGCCAAGGAAGGACUGUACCUAGUGACAGUAGUGGUUUUCCACUUGUUUUGUUUUGUUUUUGUUUUUUUGUUUUUUUAUUUACUUUUUGUUUUUGCUUUAAUUAUUUAAAUUAGAUAUGUCUUCUGACAAACCCUCAAAGCUCGAGGGUUGAUGAGAUGGUCAGCCAGUGUUAUAUGAUUUUUUUUCUGUUAAUUUUUAUAUAUUUAUGUCUUUUGUUGUCUUUUUUUUUUUUGGUUCGUUUUUCUUUUGGUUUUUUUUUGUUGUUGUUGUUGUUGUUUUAAAUGGUUGACACUACAGUUGUCUUAACAGCAGCAAUACUGUUCCUGCAGGAUCUCUCCAGCUCAGCCUCAGAGUGGCUGCAGUUUCUCCCAGAGCUCUUGUCAUGGUGCUAGACCUUUCUCCCUUCACUGACCUCUGACCUCUGCCAUCUCCUUCCAAUUACAGUCCACUUGAGGGGACAGGCUUUGAGCCUGCCUCCCAGUCAGACCUCCAUGGACCUAGCCGAAGCAUGUUCUCUCCGUCUCUCGCUCCUUUUUUCUCCUGUAAUUUUCCUCUACCUCCUUCACUCUCUCUCGGACAGCAAAAUCAGCAGUGUUAAAUUAACACCUAUAGUGUUCAAAAGGCUCCAGUUGUACAUCGUGAUAAUUUAGCACUGGUCAUUUUUCUGAGUUUCUCUCUCUCUCUCUCUCUCUCUCUCUCUCUCUCUCUCUCUCUCUCUCUCUCUCUCUCUCUCUCUCACUUUGUGACCCUUGUCACAGCAAAUUCAAACUCAGGAAAUAUUCAGAAUGUUAUAGGAACUCAUAAAAUAGAAAUUCAUAAAAAAAAAAAGGAUAAAGAUUCUGUACAUGAAAUAUUCUCUUUUUACUGCAGCUAGACCACAAAUGUUCAUAUGCAAAAAAAAAAAAAAUUGUCUUCUGUGUUACACAUUUGUAGUGUCUCCACAACACUUAAUUUGUACGGACAGUUGUAUCUUUAAAAAAAAAAAAAAAAAAAAAAAAAAAAAAAAAAAAAAAACCCAAACAACAACAAACACAUUCCUCUAUUGCCUUCUACAGCACGGAAAUGAAGGAAUGAGCAAUGAAAAGGAAAAAAGAAAGUGCAGAUUGGAAUUCUAGUACUUCUAGUAUCAAUUGCUAAUGUCCCCCUUCACAUCAGCAAUACUAUUGUGUUUGGGUGUUUUUGAUGGUUAUGUACAAAGUGCUUGCUGGGCCGAACAUGUGUUGUAUGUAGUACUGAGCAUGGCGAGUUUAUUGGUAACCUUGGUAGCACAUUCCAUGUGUUCCUCUUGCGCUGCGCUUCAUGUUGUGCACCUUUGGUUGCCAAGGGAAAAAUAUUUGCUUUGCUGUUUCAUGUCUGAAGUGAAUUGCCCAUGACUGUCGGUGUGCUUAAAACUCAGGAAAAUAGCUUCUCACACACACACACACACACACACACACACGCACACGCACGCACGCACACGCACCCACACACGUCAUACACAGACAUACCCCUGAUGUAAGCCCCUUGCAUGUCACUUGGUUUAAAUGCAUUGUGAGUAUUUAAUCUGCUCCAGACAGAUUUGCCCUUCAGAAAUUUGGAAAAAGCCCAAUCUCUCUUUUAGAGGAACCUUUGUCCUUAGUCAGUAUUUAAAGAUGCUGUGUGUGUGUGUGUGUGUGUGUGUGUAUGUGUGUGUAUCAUGAAGACUCCAUAGACACACUUUUAGAACUGUUUCAGUGUUAUGUUUAAAAUACUUUAUCAAAAAAAGAUACCUACCUUCCAAAUGGAGGAGGUGGAGACAUGUCCAGCUCCCUUGGGAGCAGGUGCUGAUGCGUGAGCUCUGGUAAGGCCUCUUCCUGAGCCUGUGUCGGCUUCCAGCACUUACCGUCUCCCCCCGUUGAGCAUGGAAGUGGGCAUGCAUGCAUUUGCCAUCCACCUGGAGCGGUGACUAGUAUUGGUGCGACUUUGGUCAGUUGGUUUGUGAAGCUCGUUAAAAAAAAAACCCCACCCCCACCCCCCCGGGGCUCGAGCUGGCUAGGCAACAUGGGAUCCCUCUCGCCCUAGUACACCCUCCAGCUGCUCAGCACUUCAUAAAGGGUAGAUUUCACAUUCAGAACCCUAAAAGUCUGAAACUGAAGCACUUACAAUAGGCUCUUAUAAAGGCCCCCAUAUGAACAGAUAAUCGUUUGUACCACAGUUGUUUAUAUUUUAAGCUAUUUCACAGUUAGCUGAUGAAGACCAAGUCCAGGAACGAGACAGCAACCAAAAAUGAGAGAAAUGGAAAUAAAAAGUUGCAAUACAAGAUAGUUCUCAAUUCACAUUUGAUUGUCUAAGAGUUGAAUAAGCUAAAUCCAAGCUCUGGUUCAAAAAGAACCAAGUAAAUCAGUUUUAACUUAAAUGGGUAUUUAACCACCCUUUAAAAUAGUUCUGUAUUUGCCCUAAUUGUACAUUUGUUAGAGACUUAUAUCUAUCAUAGGACUGCAUGCUGCCUGUAUAUUUUUUUAGUUUGUCUCUUUGCCCUAGGAGUGGCCUAGUGCAGCUUUUCUUGGAGGUCAUUGGUUUAAUAGCGUCUUAUUUGCUGAAUUCCAGUAAUAGGAUU
Messenger RNA from Electrophorus electricus (electric eel), 5194 nucleotides. It is a transcript of the gene bach2b, whose product is annotated as BACH transcriptional regulator 2b. The record is from RefSeq and is a predicted model, not a curated record. Gene Ontology annotation, molecular function: RNA polymerase II cis-regulatory region sequence-specific DNA binding; DNA-binding transcription factor activity, RNA polymerase II-specific; protein binding. NCBI's taxonomy places the organism in Eukaryota, Metazoa, Chordata, Actinopteri, Gymnotiformes, Gymnotidae. Gene Ontology annotation, biological process: regulation of transcription by RNA polymerase II.